Messenger RNA from Mauremys reevesii (Reeves's turtle), 1848 nucleotides. RefSeq names its product tetraspanin 32 (gene TSPAN32). The record is from RefSeq and is a predicted model, not a curated record. Lineage: Eukaryota; Metazoa; Chordata; Testudines; Geoemydidae. Gene Ontology annotation, cellular component: membrane. The transcript has 12 exons. Bases 616 to 1212 code for a protein of 198 amino acids.
CCUUGGCUUCAGUUUAGCAAGUUAGAUGAGAUGAGCCAUUAACAUCACAACAGCUUGUGCUUUGGUAUCCUCCCAGCAAGCCACAGUUGCUGAUGGAAUGAGCACACAAGCUGGCCUCUCCCUUGACGUGAAUCCAGCAAGCUAGAAAUGCUGAGCCAGUGACCUCACAGUGGCUUGUGACUUGUCAUCACCUUGCAAGGAUGCUGCCACCUGCAGGACUUCCACAGAGUGACAAUGAGAGCUGCUGGCUGGUGACAACUCUUCAACAUCCAUUGCCUUCUGAGAGUUUGCACAGGUGCAACUGAUUGGAAUUUGAACAGAAAAAGUCUAUGGUGAAAGAAGCAAACUGUAUGAAUUACUGCAUCCUGAACUGUUAUCGCUGUUCCCCAGCAUUGCCUUCUGUCAGCGAUAAGCUUUUGGUUUCUCAAGUGUCACUCUAAUGCAACUAUUUCACAAUUCUGAACUAGCCUUUAACUGCUGGGGCUGGCAGUCACCAUACUGACCAUUAUCACCCGCUAUGGGGCUCACUUCAGCAUAAUCAGUGGUGUCUCCUAUGAGGCUAACCCCUAUAGAAUCUUCCACAACGUAGCGUUCUACAGCGGGAUAUGUCUGAGCAUGAUACUGGUCCUUGCAGCCCUGCUGAGUACUGUUGCCACAGUGAGAGAAUCAGUGUGCCUCAUGGCAAUGGGAUUCUUCUGUUUUGCCAUUGUUUUCUGUGCACUGAUACAGGCUGCAUUCUGGAGAUACACCAACAACAGUGAGGUAGAAGAUGCCAUGAUGGAUGUGUAUGAUUCUGUGUACGAGGAAGUGAGGAGGAACUUGUCCAGCUUCAGGAGGCAGGAACUAGCUACCAUCCAUGAAACAUUUCUGUGCUGUGGAAAGCAGUCACCCUUUGGAGAAACAGGAGGCAUUGAAAAUGAGACAUGCCCAUCAGAACAUAUGGGCACAGCCAGAGAGGAUUGCCUCCAAGAGAUCCAAGAUUUCCUAAAAAAACAUAUGGACUUCGUCUCUGCGCUACUGAUCCUCACAAUCUGCUUCAUGGAAACAUUAUCACAGAAAAUAUUCAUCUUGGUCAAAAUUUUCCAGUGUUUUGAAGGAAAAACCAAAAUUAUUUUGGUUUAUGGGAUGAUUUUAACUUCAUUCCUCUGGUUCUCCAUCCACUUCAGCAACAAUCUGGACCGGAGAGGCAAAUACAUUUUCAGAGAGACCUAGAAAACAGUCAUCCAGCUUCCCCACCAGAGCAAGGAUUUCCAACCCUUGAAUUGGGAAACCAUCUGAAAGUUCUCCAGAGUUCCCUGAGAAGCUGUGGCUAGGUGACUGGAGCUGGGCCUUGGUACCUUCAUGUUUCUCUUUACCGCAUUACCUGCCUCCUCUGCAUUGUCAGCUGACUAGUGGGAAUGAUCAUCGGGCAGCACAGGAGAGAAAGCUGUGACAUUUUCUGUAAAGACAGAUGGACUGUGACAGGCAGCCAACCGGGGAAUCAGAGCCAUGUAGAGACACAGAUGGGCAUCUUUAGCAUUGGUGUGAGAUGUGGGUGGUAGCAAGGAACCAGACAGCCACUCACCCAGAAAACCAUCCAACCCAGCUAGCUAAAAACCAAACCCUGAUCCAGUCACUUCUGUCAGUGCCUGAAAACAGACCGUUUAAAAUUCCGUCAGUGUGCCAAAAUAUACAAAAACUAGAAUACCAGCAAGAAGAAAAAAGAAGUUCAGUUAAUACUCCUCAUCCAGGAGAAUGUCCUCUCAGCUCUAGCCAAAACAAAUGCAUCAUGCUAAUGAAUCCCGCCACAAUUCAUGGCAAAACAACCACUUACAUUAUACACACCACCACCACCACCACCACCACCAA